AUGCUGUUGCGAUCAAAAAAAAUUACUCAAACAUGCGAAACCACUACAAUAAAGCAAUCUGUUCAGAAACGACUAAUACGGAAACUAGUUACAAGAGGACAAUAUGAAUUUGAAAUUGAAGUUGAAGAAGAAAUACUGGUACAAGAGGAGGAACAAAUAGAUCAACUUCAGAAGGUAGAAGAAGACAGGGAGGAGGCAGAAGAAGUAAAGGAGGAAGAUGUAGAAGAAAAAAAAGAGGUCGAAGAAGAAGAAGAAGAAGAAGAGGCCGACGAAGAAGAAGAAGAAGAAGAAGAAAAGAUACAGAUCGAAGAAGAUAACGAGGAAGAAGAAAAGAAACAGGUCGAAGAAGAAAAAAAACAUUACAAUCUACGAAAAAAAAGAGAACCACAUGUUCAAGUUCAAGCUCCAGUACCAAAACCACGUUCAUGUCGAGCUAUCAAUAAAGCAACUGAAGCUGAUUCAAAUUCCUUGGUUAAAUACGAAACGGAGGAAAAUCAAGCGUCAUCAUCAACUCGAACACUUCGACCAAGAUUACAAUUAGCAGCGCCUGCUGUUAAACCAAGAAAAAUAUAUACCACAACAACGAGCACAGAGAUGUGCACCAUUCAAUAUACUAAACUAAAAGAGCAGAUUGAAGAACGUAUUAACACACAUAUUCAACGGGAGAAAGCUGCAGGCUAUUUGUACAAUUCGAAAAAACAACUUGACAUCAAUGAAUUAUUGACGUCAUUAGAUGAACUGAGUGCGCACCCAAAAUUAAAAAAUCUAUCAAAAACAUUCAUUGAACAUCAAUCAACACAACCACGAUUUUUAACUGACCUAGACUUUCAAGAUGGAACUCUUGAAUGCAAAGAGGUCAAUAAUAAACCAGCAGUUUAUGCAGUUACUAUAUGCGUACCUGAUUGGCUUUACGCUUCCAUGAAGUCAGAUCCAGAACUUCGCGAUUCAGAAGUUUUGGGAACUGCUUGGUUCGAUGGCAUGGGAUCAGUUCAUCUUCGUGGUAAAAUUGGUGAAGCCAAAAACUUUCAUCGUCGUGUUCGGACAUACAACAGUAAUGAUAAAACGAGUGGACUAGGGCCGUUAUUUGACCACUUAAGAAAAGAAGCAAAGGAAUCCAAGGCUGAAUUCACCGAUUGGGUGAAAGUACGGGCAAUUUUAUCUGGUGAACGUUUACGUGAUGAAGAAGAACGUAUUAAAAUGGAGACACGGUGCUCAUUUCUACUUGGAGAAGACGGCAAUAGUGGCUAUAAUUGCGUUGGUCAAUUCCACAAAUUUACUCAUGAGGAAACGGUUGCGCGUGGAAAAAUUUUACAGAAACGUUUGGAUAAAAUUGUUAAAGUUGAAAACGGAUUACAAAUCACGCUAAGGAUGCUCAACGCAGCGAAAGCCCAUGAGACAAGAUCGAAACCAAUUCCAGGUCCCAAUGGUACCAUAACAAACAGUUACAAACUUGCUGGUGCAAAAUAUAAGGCGACUAUGUCAGCAACGUUCAUAGAUCCUGUUCGUGGUGAAAUAUCAGGAUAUGAUAUUAUAAGAUCCAAAUGUCUUGAAGGCUCAAAAAAGGUGAAGCCACAGAAAGAUGGACGUCUUCGAAAUGGCUAUCAGCAAAAGGCUGCUACAAGGUACCAAAAUGACUCGGCUGAAGCAAUAAAGGAAAUCGACGAUUUCGUUGAAAGAAUGAAUUUGAAGAAAGAACCUGGUUACGUAAAACCGAAAACACGGGACACGACGCUUUCGAAAACAAGCCAGUAUGGAUGGCGAGCAAAAUGUCCAGAAUGUAAAGAAGUUUAUUGUGUUACAAAUAGACUUCGAUAUGAUACAUUCUAUUCAAAUGUAUACAAACGAAUUGCAGCACUUUCAUCAAUUGUUAAUCCAUCAGGUGCUUGUUCUGGUGUUUUAUCAAAUACUAAUUUAAUAUACAAUGAUAAAUCAUCAAUGAUAUUUUCUAAUGGGGCACAUGCUUUAUAA
Molecule: messenger RNA, 1968 nt
Organism: Adineta steineri
Lineage: Eukaryota; Metazoa; Rotifera; Eurotatoria; Adinetida; Adinetidae
Source: the annotation of a GenBank genome assembly